AUGCCUGGAGCUUAUAAGAUUAUGGUGCGAGAUAAAGAAAGUUUUGCUUACACGAUUAUUGCCGAAGAGGGUAUUGAUAGUGAAUUGAUUGCUGCUUCCGGAGCUACUAAGUUUUAUUUCCAUCCCACGGUGAUUGGAGGAGUUAUUCCUUUUAAGAAUGCUAGUGUGAUGGCUUUUGUGCCUUUAAAACAGCAUCAAGCCUUAACCCAAGAAAAACAAGCUUUAAAUGAAAGGAGGAAAGGAAUAAUGACAACAGAAGAACAACAUUUGGAAGAAUACCGUAAAUUGCCAGUAGCGAUAACAACGGAAGUAGAAUCUUAUGCAGGAUGGCUAAUGGAUGCUGAGAAAAAAGCUAUGAUUAAUGGCACCACUAGUUCUAAUCAAGUUCAAGAAGCCCAAAAAGAAAUUGCUCGUAAUCGAAACAAAGAUCAAGAAAAAACCAGAUUAGAAGAAAAACUCAAUCAAACUGAAAGAGAUAAAGCCACCGCAGAACGAGAGCGGGAUAGUUUAGCGGAAAAAAAUAAAACCCUCCAAGCCGAGAACCAACGUCUGCGAGAGAAAAAUGAACAAUUAGAUCAACCUCCUAACUUUGAAGAUUUUGGAGAGAAACCUCAAUUUGAAACGGAAGCUAAAAUACUGCAAACUAAUUUGCCUACAUUUACUAAAUAA
Entrophospora sp. SA101 is the source of this 669-nucleotide messenger RNA. NCBI's taxonomy places the organism in Eukaryota, Fungi, Glomeromycota, Glomeromycetes, Entrophosporales, Entrophosporaceae. The record is from the annotation of a GenBank genome assembly.